This is a messenger RNA of Penicillium robsamsonii, 312 nucleotides long. RefSeq lists its product as uncharacterized. The record is from RefSeq and is a predicted model, not a curated record. Bases 1 to 312 code for a protein of 103 amino acids. The transcript has a single exon. Lineage: Eukaryota; Fungi; Ascomycota; Eurotiomycetes; Eurotiales; Aspergillaceae. Gene Ontology annotation, molecular function: oxidoreductase activity, acting on single donors with incorporation of molecular oxygen, incorporation of two atoms of oxygen.
AUGUCUCAGCUGGGUGGUGGAUACGCGCUUUAUAACGCUUUGGCGCACUUAAAUAUUGAAACUGAAGUGACAGAGGUCUACUUCCCUGGAAAGACACAUGUAGUCCAACAGCUAAUUUUCAUUCCACGGCGCGGAUCUACCGUUAAGGGCGAUGGCCUGGUGAAUAAUUAUGUUUCUAUGUGCAGCGAGUUACACUUACUGGAUACCAAGGAGUUCACUAAGGUCAAGGUGGUCAUUCUGCUGCCGCUUCGGUUGAGACAGGGACUGCAUGGCAAUUGGGUUGAAGCCAAGGAUCUGCAGGUUGGGGCUUAG